UGACGACCACCAUGGCCAUCUUCACUUGGGCAGUCGUUUACAGGGAUUACUUUACGAAUAUUUACAACUACUUGGCUCGUCUUGAAGAUGUCGACACACAACAAAAACUCGGUACCAUCGUUGAGAAGGUGUUCGCUGACCGAAAUCUCAGGUACACGAGUCUCUUAGCGCGCCAUGGUGACGACGAGUUUGUCACUCGGUUCUACCAGCUACCCGACUGGCCUUGCCCGCGCAACUCUCCGAGUGGCCCAGCCAAAAGGGCGAAUUGCGAGCGCCGUUACCGACGAGUAAGGUGGACCCAGAACACAUACGGUUACAUCACGUGACUGGCGUCUGUCACGCUCGCAUCAGUUUGGCCGGGGGAAAACCCUUCAAAAUGU
Messenger RNA from Phanerochaete carnosa HHB-10118-sp, 380 nucleotides. RefSeq lists its product as uncharacterized. Bases 12 to 326 code for a protein of 104 amino acids. Lineage: Eukaryota; Fungi; Basidiomycota; Agaricomycetes; Polyporales; Phanerochaetaceae. The record is from RefSeq and is a predicted model, not a curated record. The transcript is spliced from 2 exons.